Molecule: messenger RNA, 462 nt
Organism: Aspergillus calidoustus
Lineage: Eukaryota; Fungi; Ascomycota; Eurotiomycetes; Eurotiales; Aspergillaceae
Source: the annotation of a GenBank genome assembly
AUGCAGCCUCACCAAAUCCCACGCUCCGGAUCUUCUCAUCGACCGACGUAUCUGCAAAUCUUCAACCUGUCGACCAGGCGCGAAAGAAGCACUACGCGCCACUUAUCCCAAAGUCUUGCGCCCUGCCCAACGACCACCACUCACAAUUACGCGCCAGUGCAAUUCCACAGUACGAAUGCCUCACGGACCAUGUUCAUGAACCUAGAAUCGUUGCAGUACGACAACUUUCUACUCGAUUUCUUCGGUAUUAGAGGCCGCGUUCAUCUACCACAAAUUGUUCCGUCCUCUGACGCCUCCGCCUAUGGCGCACUUUCCACCGGAAGUCUUGCGGGUGUGCCCAUCAUGGGUUGUCUGGGAGAUCAAUCCUCUGCCCUUGUCGGCCAAAAAGGGUUCUCCCCAUCCAAUAAUGCUUCAAGUCUAGUAGUAGAGUUGUUGCAACUUUACUUGCGCUUUCACAGCUAG